AAAUCGGAUUCUGUUGCUGUGGGACUCUAAGAAGUGUUUUUAGCUAAAUAACUAAAAAGCAACUUGGUGGUGCAUUUCAGAGAAGGAUGGUUUUCUUGCCAAGAGUGUGUGGGCCCUGAUGUUGUCAUAAUGGGCUGUUUUGUUUGGCUCUGGGCCCUCGCUCAUGAAAGACUCUUUCACUCGCUGCCCUGCUUAUAGAGAAACGCAGCCGUGUUCAGGCCACAGUGUGUGUGACGCUCCCGAGGCCACGUUUAGAGGAAUUUAGCUGCAAGCGAAUGACACAGAGUUAAAGACCACAGAGCCUGACUGUGACCCGCAGCACAGUGACGAUUUAACUUAAAUGUCUCAUUAGUUUUUAUUUUAACUUUAUGUAGAAACAUCAUAUAAAUAAAUAAAUAUUCCUCCUCUCCACCUCUUAUGUACUAGAAUGAAGAAUCUACUUCUGAACAUCAUUUUCUUCAGCUAUGUAAAAUCAUGAUUGUUGAUUAUUUUCCUUAUUGAUUAUUCUUUUAAUUAUUUUCCAUUAAUCAUUUGAUCUGUUUAACAUUAGACAUUAGACCCCAUUGAAAAUAUAAAUGAAAACAUCCUCCGAUAUUAAGAUGUAUAAAAUAGUUCACUUUCUGUCAUAUAAGAUACAGAAAAGUAGGAAAUGUAAUGUGUACCAUUUAUAAAGCUAGAAACUUCUUCUGCUAUUAACUAAUCAUUUAAGCUCAGGGUAUAAAGUUCUGUAUUAGAUAAGGCUACGACUAGAGCCAUUUUUGUUUGAUCGCAAAUUCAGCUUUUUGAUUUGUGACAGUAGCUGGGGCCACAUCAGCCAUCUGUAUUUAUAUCACCAUGUAUAUCCUGCUCCACCUGUUCACCAUCCAUUGUUGAGCUUGCUCCUCCCAUCCUCCAUGUUGACAAGCCUCUCCAGAGGCCACAUGAUAUUCACCCAACCUGACACCGGGCCACUUCUUUCUUCUCCACAUAAUAUUUAACCUUGCAUGCACUCACUUGUGUGAGCGCCUACCAGGAACUAUUUAGUGACAUAGAAUACAGCUGUAAAGGAGUGAUCUGCCUGCUGUCAGGAGAACAGACUUCAUUUCAGGUGAACACGGAUGGAGAGUACGUGAGUCAUUCCAGGCCUCUGUCUUCCAUGUCUGCUCCCCCAGGCUACACUCGACUGGAGCAGAAUGAGCCUAUGAACUCCUUGCGAAUCUCCGUAGGAGGCCUCCCCGUUCUGACUUCUAUGGCCAACACCACUGACCCUCGUUUCCGCCUCAAGUGGAAGCCCAUCGUGGCCGUGGCUUUCGCCCUCUCGUUACUCCUGCUGCUCUUCAUGAACUUGAGCUCAGGCUUUCGCUCCCGCCACUACAAGUCGUACAGCUGGAGAGCCACGCACGGUGACAACUGGCAGUCCGAUGGCCAUUAUAAUGACACCUACCCUCUCAGUCUGCCUGAGAGCACGCCGCAGGGCACCCGCUACCGCAUUGGGGUCAUCGCUGACCUGGACACAAACUCCCGUAGUGACAAGAAGCUGACGUGGUUCAGCUACUUGCGGCGGGGGUACCUGCUGGUGUCCGAUAGUGGCAACAAGGUGGCGAUUGAUUGGGACGCGGACAUGGUGGUGCUGGAAAGCCACUUGUCAGAGAAAGGCAGGGGUAUGGAGCUGUCUGAGCUGGUGGUGUUCAACGGGAAGCUGUACAGCGUCGAUGACAGAACGGGCGUGGUCUACCACAUCGAUGGCGACAAAGCUGUGCCCUGGGUCAUCUUACCUGACGGCGAUGGCAGCGUUGCCAAAGGGUUCAAAGCUGAGUGGCUGGCAGUGAAAGACGAGCACCUGUACGUCGGUGGUCUGGGGAAGGAGUGGACCACCACUGAGGGCGAGUUCGUCAACAACAACCCAGAAUGGGUAAAAGUAGUUGGCUUCAGAGGGGACGUGCAACACCAGAACUGGGUCCCCAGGUACAAAUCUCUGAAGUCCGCUGCAGGGAUAGAGCCUCCAGGCUAUCUCAUCCACGAGUCAGCGUCGUGGAGCGACACCCUUCAGCGCUGGUUUUUCCUCCCCCGCCGUGCCAGCAUGGACCGCUACGAAGAGACGGCGGACGAGCGUCGCGCCACGAACCUUGCCCUCAGCUGCUCGCCAGAUUUCAAAGACAUCGUGGUGGCUCGGGUGGGUCCUCUCAACCCCACUCACGGUUUCUCCUCCUUCAAGUUCGUCCCCAACACAGACGACAAGAUCAUUGUGGCGCUCAAGUCGGAGGAGGACGCUGGAAAGGUGGCCACGUACAUCAUGGCCUUCACGCUUGACGGACGCAUCCUUUUACCUGAAACCAAGAUUGGCGACGUGAAGUAUGAAGGCUUGGAGUUCAUAUAAAGGAACUCGGACACUCGGUCUUGAGGCCAUUGCACUGUAGUUCUAUUUUGUUUACAAGCCAGUCACUGUUGAAGUUAAUGCACUCGCUGCUUACUCAUUAAGUUUGCAAAAGACACAAGUCAGACCCUUAGAGGAUCCUCUUCAGUGCGAGGAGGAGAACACGCGAGCUGAGACUGUGAAGCGUGGUCCCGCUGUGGCUUCAGAGAAAGUGUCCGUCAGACCGAACAAUACCAGCAUUUUUCAUGGUGCAUCAUCUCCUUCCUCAACAUUACUGUAGCCUUUCUUAUAAUGAAUGUACUAACGAUUGAUUUAUCAGACUGUGAUUGGUAUACAUUUUUAUGCACAUACUUUACACUCUGAAAAGGUCAAAGGUCAUUUCCCCCUUUGCUCCAUGUCGAACUGCAUCACUCUGUACACAUCAAACAUUAAUAUUGUCAGGGGAAAUCACUGAAAGCCUGUUUUUAUUCUUCGUAAAAAAACAAAAAUCUACAUCAUUUGAAGGAUUUGAGGAAAUUAGAAUUACAAUGUAUGUAAUGUGUUUUUUGUCUGGAGGGUGUGCUGACUAAGUAAAUUCUUGAUUCCUC
Messenger RNA from Hippoglossus stenolepis (Pacific halibut), 2940 nucleotides. It is a transcript of the gene cant1a, whose product is annotated as calcium activated nucleotidase 1a. The transcript has 4 exons. Lineage: Eukaryota; Metazoa; Chordata; Actinopteri; Pleuronectiformes; Pleuronectidae. The coding region runs from base 1136 to 2356 and encodes 406 amino acids. Gene Ontology annotation, biological process: proteoglycan biosynthetic process. Gene Ontology annotation, molecular function: calcium ion binding; UDP phosphatase activity; GDP phosphatase activity. The record is from RefSeq and is a predicted model, not a curated record.